Molecule: messenger RNA, 459 nt
Organism: Prunus mume (Japanese apricot)
Lineage: Eukaryota; Viridiplantae; Streptophyta; Magnoliopsida; Rosales; Rosaceae
Source: RefSeq, a predicted model, not a curated record
AUGGUCGACUGGAUCCAGGCAGACAAGGGCAGUGCAGCUAAUAUCCUACAACUGGCGGUCAUCCAGCAGAUGGGCUUGGAGACAAUGAUCAACAAAAUAGUCAAAUCGCUGACCGGCUUGAAUGGUGCAAUGACGGUCACCGUGGGCACAAUAAACCUCGACAUCUACUCCCCACCUGUAAUCAGUUCACAAACAUUCAUAGUCAUUAAUGAGGUCUCACCCUACAACGGCAUCCUGGGCAGACCAUGGAUUGACAAGAUCAACGCCGUCACCUCCGCCACACAUCAGAAAAUCCAGUACCUAAUUCCUGGGGGCGGUAUCGGCCAAAUCAACAGCGAUCAGGCAAUGGAGAGGAAAUGCUCCGCCCAAGGGCUGAAGAAAAGCAAACAAGCGCAGUUCAUCCUUAUGAGCCAGGCAGAUCCAAAUGAGGUUGAACAACCGAAUCUUGCUCUCUUAUAG